Wasmannia auropunctata (little fire ant) is the source of this 3208-nucleotide messenger RNA. RefSeq names its product F-box/WD repeat-containing protein 5 (gene Fbw5). The coding region runs from base 211 to 2256 and encodes 681 amino acids. Gene Ontology annotation, biological process: protein ubiquitination. The transcript has 9 exons. Gene Ontology annotation, cellular component: SCF ubiquitin ligase complex; Cul4-RING E3 ubiquitin ligase complex. Gene Ontology annotation, molecular function: protein binding. The record is from RefSeq and is a predicted model, not a curated record. Lineage: Eukaryota; Metazoa; Arthropoda; Insecta; Hymenoptera; Formicidae.
CGUAUUUUUACCGUGCGUGGUGUUGCGCGACGCGAUGCACUCGAUCGUGAACGGCCGCGUUGAGUCGGUGAGCGACGCGCGACCGCGGGCUACGUGAGUCUAACCUCGGGCAGAGCUCGCGUAUAUCCUUGGCGUGACGACAGCGCGACGACAGCGUAGUAGACUGACAGAUAUCAGCUGUUCCAGUAAAUAAACCGCCGCGCGUCGACGAUGGACGACGUCGAGGGGCUCGAGGGUACCGCGCGAUCCGACGACCGAACGUCGUCCGACGAGGACGUUAGCGAGUCGGACGAUGGUGGUAGCGAGUAUUCGUCACGUAGCGAAGGUGAAUUGAGCUGGUACGUAAUGUCGGACUCGAUUCUCCUGAGCAUCUUCCAGUACCUGACGCCGAAGGAGCUGACGACCGCGGGCGAGGUGUGCCGAUCGUGGUACAGAGUAUCGCGUGACGAAUUCCUCUGGAAAUAUUUAUUUUAUCGGACGUACAAGAUAGAUCCGGACGUCGGCAUCGUGCCAGGAAAAACCUCCUGGCUGGGAGAAUUCAAACGUUUGGCAUAUCACACCCCAUUGAUAGAAACUGAAAUUCUUAAAGAACAUUCACAUCAGGUCUUACACGUGAGCUUUUCCCACAAUGGCAAAAUGUUUGCAACCUGUUCAAAAGAUGGAUAUAUUCUUGUAUGGCAAAGUCAGUAUCCUGUUACCAUAAAAUAUUUGCAUGAUAUGAAGACAUUUAGUUGGAAGUACACACAAUUUUCCCAGUUUAAUUGUACAGAUACGUUGCUUCUUGUGUCUGGUGUUCAUUUUGGUACACCCCAUAGUACUUCGGGAGAAAUAGCAGUAUUCAGAGUAGCACCUGGCUUUGAUCUUCAGUGUAGAGUAGUGAAUAAGCCGUAUGACAUAUUUGGUACAUGGUACAGUGAACGUUACCUUUUAAGUGGAAAUCUACAUUGGUUGGCGCAUUUGGUCAGUACUAGCGUAGUUUGGCUCAAUAAGGCAAACCAGGAAUCAGCUAGCGAACAUGUGCCCAUUAUGACGCAACUCUUUAGGUUCUACAAUGGAAAUGCUUCCUCGAUUAGGGCAAUUAUGGUUGCAAAUUGUUUAGCACCUGCACCAGUUGAAUCCACCGAACAACAAAGCCAACCGUCUUCCUCGAAUACAAAGGAAGAGAAAGGAAAUCCACCGAGUCACAAGGAUUUGUUGUCACCUUCGGACGAAUCUAAUAGCUCGCAAAAUCAAGAAGAACCAAUAUACUACAUUACAUCAUCACGAAUACAAUAUAGUAAAUUGGAAGGUGCAUUUUCAAAUUGGAGAAAACUCGGUGAUGGUUUUGAAUAUGCUAGUCCUAUACAGUACAAUCAGGAAUAUAGGCAGGUUGAAAUGCAGAAGAAGGCGCACGAAAGCGAUAGCGAAAGUGAGAAUCCGCAAUGGGAGGAGGAGAGUGAGUCUGGAGAAUCUUCAAUAACCGAAGAAUGUGAUACAGACGAGUUAGCCAAUAAUCCCGAAAAACUUCUUAUUUUCACAACUGGCUCAAAAACAUAUACUCCGCAUAAAGUUGGCUUUAAGAGGAUCAAAUUAGUCACUUUCCCACGAAGAUUGGACCCAGGGCCGUCACUGCGCGAGAGAAUAGCGCAACAAAAGAGGGAACGAGAGAGACAGAAUACUCCAUCGGUGGAAGAUUGGCUAAAUUAUGAAUCUGUGGCGGACAAAUUCGAUAAGAUAGAUCAUCUAAUUGAUCUUCACGGCCACAUUAUUGGAAUGGGACUUUCUCCCGAUCAUAGAUAUCUUUAUGUAAAUACAAGGCCGUGGCCGAAGGGUUACGUUAUUACCAACCCUUUACAACCACCACCAAUAGCUCAAGAAAUUGAUAUCCAUGUAAUUGACUUGGUAACACUAAAGCAAGUUGGCACAAUGUUAAGAGCACACAAAGCAUAUACGCCUAAUAACGAAUGUUUCUUUAUAUUCCUGGAUGUAUGUAACGAAUACGUAGCAAGCGGUGCGGAAGAUAAACAUGGUUACUUAUGGGAUAGACAUUACGGAAUCUGCUUAGCAAAAUUUCCUCAUAGUGAUGUAGUCAAUUCAGUAGCUUUUAAUCCACGCGAUCCUGAGAUGUUAGUUACAACCAGUGACGACUAUACAGUGAAAAUAUGGCGGAGUCGGGCUAUGGUAAAGGCUUUAGGCUUAGACGAAAAGUCCUAUCGUAGAGGAAUGGAAGUACGAAAGAGACACAAGUAUCAGAAAAGUGGCACUAAUAUUGACUGAUUAAAAACUAUUAAAUUUCCGAUUUAAACAUUUAUUUUUACAAGAUCUUAGAGAUAUAUUUUGCACUUAAGUUAUACUAUACAAAAUCGUCCAGAAUACUAUUAUUGCGUAAAAGCACAAAUAUGAUGAGAAUAUAUUUUCUAAUUAUCUGGGAUUAUGCAAAUGCAUAUGCAGACUUUCAUUUUUUGGUAAUAUAAUAUAGAAUCUCAUUAGAAUACUUCUAUUUUGAACAAAAAAAUUACUAAGAAUGUUGUUAAAAGAAUGAAUAUCAUAAGAAUAUAUUGUUGACAUGUCUGUUAUAAUGCAAAAUUAAAAAAAUAUCUAAUAUUUUAAAAUUACAUCAUCCACUAAAAAAAAAUCAUUAUCGAACUAUUUUUAAAUUUUUAAAACUCAACACAAAUUAAUAUUAGAUCAGUAAUCUGCCUAACAAUCAAAAAUUUUCCUAUUUAUUCCCAUUGUAUCUACAUUCGUAUUGUAUAUACAUUGAUAAUUUCUCAAGAUAUUUUUGAAUCAUCAGCUUAAAAUUUAUCCAUACAGCCUAUGUGUAUGAAACUAAUUUUAAUAUUUAUCUUUCAAUGAAAUUUAAAAACUUGAAACUUUCAAUGAAAGUGUGCAAUGAAUAUUAAGUUUUUUUUCUGAUUAUUAUUCUUUUCAUGAAUAUGAAUCUAUCGGAUUCUUUUAUUUAUUUUGUUCUAUUUUUAUAUAUAUUUGAAAUAUUUACAAAUUUCAUCUAUCUACGCUUAUAUUAGAUACAGAAAACAAGGAAUAAACGUAAAUGUGCACUAUUUUGUAUUUUUUUUGUCAUAUGUAACGCGACAUAACUAAUUAUAAUUAUGAUGUAUGACAAUACAUGGCGUUAAUUUGUAAUACAUUAUUUCAUUUUUUGAGCUUAUAUUAUAGAGCAAUUGCAUUAUAAAAUUAUAAAUAAAUGUAAUAAAUCUCUCAAACAAAA